This is a messenger RNA of Nematolebias whitei (Rio pearlfish), 2829 nucleotides long. It is a transcript of the gene gphna, whose product is annotated as gephyrin a. Lineage: Eukaryota; Metazoa; Chordata; Actinopteri; Cyprinodontiformes; Rivulidae. The record is from RefSeq and is a predicted model, not a curated record. Gene Ontology annotation, molecular function: molybdopterin molybdotransferase activity. Gene Ontology annotation, cellular component: cytoplasm; postsynaptic membrane; postsynaptic specialization. The transcript has 24 exons. Gene Ontology annotation, biological process: establishment of synaptic specificity at neuromuscular junction; glycine receptor clustering; postsynaptic neurotransmitter receptor diffusion trapping. The coding region runs from base 85 to 2415 and encodes 776 amino acids.
GCCUCAGCAGCCUCCGUAGCGGGCUGCUCACCGACACACGGGCUCUACGUAUGAGCCGUCACGGUGCAGACAGGGGUUGUAAACAUGGCGGCGGACGGGAUGGUGCUCACCAACCACGACCAUCAGACCCGUGUAGGGAUUCUGACGGUCAGUGACAGCUGUUUUAAGAACCUGGCUGAGGACAGGAGUGGAGUCAACCUGAAGGACCUGGUCCACGACCCCUCACUACUUGGAGGGGUCAUAUCAGCCUACAAAGUAGUUCCAGAUGAAAUUGAAGAAAUCAAGGACACUCUUUUGGAGUGGUGUGAUGAGCAGGAGCUGAAUCUUAUUCUCACCACCGGAGGAACUGGAUUUGCACCACGAGAUGUUACCCCAGAGGCUACCAGAGAGGUGAUCGAGCGAGAGGCCCCGGGUAUGGCUCUGGCCAUGCUGAUGGGAUCACUCAACGUUACGCCUCUCGGCAUGCUCUCCAGACCUGUUUGCGGUAUUCGUGGUAAAACUCUGAUCAUCAACCUUCCGGGCAGCAAGAAAGGCUCGCAGGAGUGUUUCCAGUUCAUUCUGCCUGCUCUGCCGCACGCCAUCGACCUGCUGCGUGAGGCCGCUGUCAGGAUCAAGUCUGCGCACGCCGCCCUGGAGCAGCUUCCCUCGCCAUCCUCGCUGCUGACCAAUAUGCACGCCAACACCAACGCCAAUACGCACACUAUGGAGCGUGGCACCCAGUGUGAGGAAGAGGACGAGGAGGAGGAGGACAGGAGGAGGGAGCGGCACAACCACCACCACCACCACCACCAUCAUGGCUCCUCCCACAUCACCGCGGCAGCUAUCGCCGCCAAGACGAGCCAUGCUGCAGUCAUGGCUAAAGGAACCCCCUACCUGCCUGGAAACACACCCACCCCUCCCGCUCAUUUCACCUGUACUCAUGAGCAUCAGAUCCCAGACUCGAUCAUUUCUCGAGGCGUUCAGGUGCUUCCUCGAGAUUCGGCCUCUUUAAGCUCCACCCCCUCUGAGUCACCGCGGGCAACACAGGCAACGUCCCGCCUUUCCACCGCUUCAUGCCCGACACCUAAGGUUCAGUCACGCUGCGGCAGCAAUGAGAACAUCCUGAGAGCCAGCCACAGCGCAGUCGACAUCAGGAAAGUGGCGCGCCGUCAUCGCAUGUCGCCCUUCCCGCUGACGUCCAUGGACAAAGCUUUCAUCACUGUUCUGGAGAUGACGCCUAUUCUGGGAAUCGAAGUCAUUAACUACAGAGACGGGUUGGGUCGGGUGCUCGCUCAGGACAUCUAUGCCAAAGACAACCUUCCUCCGUUUCCCGCCUCCGUUAAGGACGGCUACGCCGUUCGAGCUGCUGAUGGCCCCGGAGAUCGUUUCAUUGUGGGGGAGUCGCAGGCUGGACAACAGCCGACCCACACGGUGAUGCCGGGUCAGGUGAUGAGGGUGACGACUGGCGCUCCGAUCCCCUGCGGAGCCGACGCCGUGGUCCAGGUAGAAGAUACGGAGCUGCUGAGAGAAUCUGAGGAUGGCACAGAGGAGCUGGAGGUGAGGAUUAUGGUCCAGGCUCGACCCGGACAGGACAUCAGGCCGAUCGGUCACGACAUCCGGCGGGGGGAGUGUGUGUUGGCUAAAGGGACACACAUGGGCCCAUCUGAGAUUGGCCUGCUGGCCACGGUGGGAGUGACGGAGGUCAGCGUGCACAAGUUCCCCAUGGUGGCCGUCAUGUCCACUGGAAACGAGCUGUUGAAUCCAGAGGAUGAUCUCCAUCCUGGGAAGAUCCGAGACUCGAACCGCUCCACUCUUCUGGCUACCAUCCAGGAGCACGGGUACCCCACCAUCAACCUCGGCAUCGUUGGAGACAACCCUGACGACCUGCUGUCUGCGCUACAUGAGGGAAUCAGCCGCGCUGAUGUCAUCAUCACCUCAGGGGGCGUGUCCAUGGGAGAGAAGGACUACCUGAAGCAGGUGCUGGAUAUCGAUCUUCACGCCCAGAUCCACUUUGGGCGAGUUUUUAUGAAGCCAGGGCUUCCCACCACCUUCGCCACAGUCGACAUCGAUGGAACACGGAAACUCAUCUUCGCUCUGCCAGGUAACCCCGUGUCUGCAGUGGUGACGUGUAACCUGUUUGUGAUUCCUGCUCUGAGGAAGAUGCAAGGCAUUCUGGACCCUAGACCAACUAUUAUUAAAGCUCGGCUGUCCUGUGACGUGAAGCUGGAUCCCAGACCAGAGUACCAUCGCUGUAUCCUCACCUGGCAUCAUCAGGAACCUCUGCCCUGGGCACAGAGCACAGGAAACCAGGUGUCCAGCCGGCUCAUGUCGAUGCGUAGCGCCAACGGCCUCCUCAUGUUGCCCCCGAAGACGGAGCAGUACGUCGAGUUGCACAAGGGCGAGGUCGUGGACGUCAUGGUCAUCGGUCGGCUAUGAUGCAGACCUCCCGCGUUACCCGCUACCGGUUACCGUGGCAACACCAGGAUUUCUUGUCUGGAUAGGAAACAGGUGGGGAGGGGCAGGAAGCGAUGCAUGUCUAUCUGGUCGCCAUUAGCUGUGAUGUCAUAUGCAACAGCCAAUCGGAGCCAGCGCAGGCUGAAUCCUCACUGCUCUGCUCUGAGGAGAUCACUGUACUUCAACAGAGAAAAAAAUGUGAAAAAAUAUAUAAAAAGAGAUUUAUUCUGUAAUAUUAUCCUUAUAAUAAUUAAUAUUCUUAAUUAAUAUUCUAUUUAUUAUUAAUAUCAUGGUUCUGGUUGAAUAUUCCCAUCUUAGUAGUACUCCAGCCCUCUUCUCUCCUGUUCAUUUGCUUUGUGAGUUUAUCCCUGGUAGCUUAUAAAGAAAUAGAGACUU